Gilbertella persicaria is the source of this 372-nucleotide messenger RNA. RefSeq lists its product as uncharacterized. Gene Ontology annotation, cellular component: cytoplasm. The transcript is spliced from 2 exons. NCBI's taxonomy places the organism in Eukaryota, Fungi, Mucoromycota, Mucoromycetes, Mucorales, Choanephoraceae. The record is from RefSeq and is a predicted model, not a curated record. Gene Ontology annotation, biological process: N-acetylglucosamine metabolic process. Bases 1 to 372 code for a protein of 123 amino acids.
AUGCCGCCUGUAACAGAAGAACAUGUUUAUACUGAUCAUGUUCAUCCAUGGGAAGAAAUUGUUUACUAUGUUUCCAAAUAUGGUACCAUCGAAAACUACCUGAUGAAAGAAAAACUAGUGUUUCCUGAACAACCACCUGCCAUUUUGAUUCUUCCGAAUGAUUUUCCUUAUUCUGUUGACCCAGGCAUUGAACACAUUUUGAUUUGGUCAAAAGAACCACUUGAAGCAGACUUUGUCGAGUCUCUUUUGGAGAAGCACUAUGGCAGUCAUGUUUGGGAAUGGGUUUAUUUCGUUAACCCGCCUGCUCUACAAAGUGUUCGAAAACUGCCUCAUGUACAUGUCUUUAUGCGUAAAAAAACCGAAAUAAAAUAG